Pyricularia pennisetigena is the source of this 528-nucleotide messenger RNA. RefSeq lists its product as uncharacterized. The record is from RefSeq and is a predicted model, not a curated record. The transcript has 3 exons. The coding region runs from base 1 to 528 and encodes 175 amino acids. NCBI's taxonomy places the organism in Eukaryota, Fungi, Ascomycota, Sordariomycetes, Magnaporthales, Pyriculariaceae.
AUGUCUGGCAUCAGCUUGUACGAGGCUUCCGUCCCCGUAUUCACGCGGGGUGUUGACUCCCUGAAAGCCAUCCUGGCCAAGGCAGAAGAGCAUGCUGCCUCUGAGGGCGUCAGCAUUGACAACUACGUCAGCGAAAAGCUCACCGAAAGCAUGCUUCCCCUCUCUUUCCAAGUGCAGGUGGUUUCUAACACGGUCAAGAAAUUCAUCUGGCGCGUGACUGGCGUCGAGAUUGAGUCCUGGGAGGACAACGAGACCACCAUGGAGCAGCUCAAGGCCCGUAUCCAGAAGACGCUUGAUCUGCUAGCAUCCGCAGAUGCCAAGGCUUUCCAGGGCAAAGAGGAGACGGUCGUCGAACUUCAAAUGGGCAAGAUGGGUACCAGAAACCUUGCAGCCAAGGAUUACCUGCUUAGAUACGCCAUGCCCAACUUCUUUUUCCACGUUCAGACUGCCUACUGCAUCUUGCGAGCAAAGGGUGUACCCCUGGGCAAGUCUGACUAUCUUUCUGCGCACUUUGCCGACGCUCAGUAG